Colossoma macropomum (tambaqui) is the source of this 4446-nucleotide messenger RNA. It is a transcript of the gene cntnap2a, whose product is annotated as contactin associated protein 2a. Bases 1 to 3897 code for a protein of 1298 amino acids. The record is from RefSeq and is a predicted model, not a curated record. The transcript is spliced from 25 exons. NCBI's taxonomy places the organism in Eukaryota, Metazoa, Chordata, Actinopteri, Characiformes, Serrasalmidae.
AUGGAAAAAUGUGACGAGGCAUUGGCCACAUCGCUUCCCCAUAGUGCAUUCACCAGCUCAUCAGUCUUCACCGGUGGCUAUGCUCCUGGAUAUGCCAAACUGAACAGGAGAGGAGGUGCUGGAGGCUGGUCUCCUCUGGACAGUGACCAUUACCAGUGGCUUCAAGUGGACCUGGGCAUUAGGAAACAGGUCACAGCCAUAGCAACCCAGGGCCGAUACAGCAGCUCUGAUUGGACAACACGCUACCGGUUACUGUACAGUGACACGGGCAGGAACUGGAAACCGUACCAUCAAGAUGGGAACAUAUGGGCGUUUACAGGUAACUCCAACACAGAGAGUGUGGUGCGACACGACCUGCAGCACGCCAUCGUGGCCCGGUACCUCCGCAUCAUCCCUCUGGACUGGAGUGAAGAGGGUCGGAUAGGUCUCCGGAUCGAAAUCUAUGGCUGUCCAUACUGGGCCGAUGUGAUUAACUUUGACGGCCAGGGGGUGAUCUCGUACCGUUUCAAAAUGAAGAAGAUGAAGAUCCUGAAGGACGUGAUAGCUCUGAAGUUUAAGACGGCGGAGAGCGAGGGGGUGAUCCUGCACGGUGAAGGCCAGCAGGGAGACUACAUCACGCUAGAGCUGCAUAGAGGCAGACUGCUGCUGCAGAUAAACCUGGGCAGUAAUCAGUACGGCUCCAUCCUGGGCCACACGUCGGUGACCAGCGGCAGCCUGCUGGAUGACCAUCACUGGCACUCAGUAGUGAUUGAGCGCUACAGACGAAAUGUCAAUUUCACCCUUGACCAGCACACUCAGCAUUUCCGCACCAACGGCGAGUUUGACCACCUCGACCUGGACUAUGAGCUGACUUUUGGAGGAAUGCCCUACUCCGGAAAACCCAUCUCAGGAGGCCGGAGAAACUUCAAAGGCUGCAUGGAAAGCAUCAACUACAACGGGGAUAACAUCACUGACCUGGCCAGGAGAAAGAAACUGGACACGUCCAGCUUUCGCAACCUGACGUUCUCCUGUGUGGAUUCUCACACCUUCCCUGUCUUCUUCAACGCCACCAGCUUCCUGCAGCUUUCAGGCAGAAGAGAACACAACAUGGUGUCUGUGGGCUUCCAGUUUCGAACGUGGAACCCAAACGGCCUUCUCCUCUUCAGCUCUCUGGCGGACGGCAUGCUGGAAAUCUCUCUGAACGACGGAAAAGUCACGGCACACAUCAACGUCACCCAGCAGAAGAACUCGCGCGUCGACAUUGCAUCAGGUUCAGGGCUGAAUGAUGGAGAGUGGCACGAUGUCCGCUUCUUGGCCAAAGAGAACUUUGCCAUGCUGACCAUUGAUGGUGAUGAAGCUUCAGCUGUGAGAACCAACGCCCCCAUCCAGAUCACCACAGGAGGAACAUACCACUUUGGAGGUUAUUUCUUGCGGACACAGGCCUCUCCAUCCCAGCGUUCCUUUCAGGGAUGUAUGCAGCUCAUCCAGGUGGAUGAUCAGCUAGCUGAUCUGAAUGCUGUGGAGCAGGGCAGGCUGGGAGCCUUUGAGAACGUCAGCCUGGACAUGUGUGCCAUCAUCGACAGAUGUAUGCCCAAUCACUGUGAGCAUGGAGGGCGAUGCACUCAAACCUGGAACAGUUUCAGCUGCUCUUGUGAUGGGACGGGUUACACUGGAGCUACCUGUCACACAUCUGUGUAUGAACAGUCAUGUGAGGCUUAUAAACACCUGGGUAGAUCUUCGGACCUGUACUGGAUUGACCCCGACGGCAGUGGACCUCUAGGACCCUUCAAAGUCAUCUGCAACAUGACAGAGGACAAGGUGUGGACGACGGUGGUGAACAACCUGCCAGCUCAGACGUCAGUGACUGGCUCCAGCAGAGAGCGGCGCACGGUGCUGCAGCUGAACUAUAGCGCCACCAUGGAGCAGAUUAGUGCCAUCACCAGCAGCGCCGAACACUGUGAGCAGCAUGUCGCAUACAGCUGCCGCAUGUCACGCCUGCUCAACACACCAGAUGGGACUCCAUACACUUGGUGGGUUGGCAGGGGCAAUGAGAAGCACUUUUACUGGGGCGGUUCUGCACCUGGCAUCCAGAAAUGUGCCUGCGGCAUCGAGCGCAACUGCACUGACCCUAAAUAUCACUGCAACUGUGACGCAGACCAGAAACAAUGGCGAGAAGACUCCGGGCUGCUGGUGUACAAGGACCACUUACCUGUCAGCCAAGUCGCUGUAGGAGACACUAAUCGACCCGGAUCAGAGGCCAAGCUGACCGUGGGACCUCUGCGUUGUCAAGGAGACCGUAGUUACUGGAAUGCUGCUUCCUUCAACACACCUUCAUCCUACCUGCACUUCUCCACUUUCCAAGGAGAAACCAGUGCAGAUAUCUCCUUCUACUUCAAAACCUCCGCUCCCUACGGCGUCUUUCUGGAGAACCUGGGCAACACUGACUUCAUCCGCCUGGAGCUGAAAUCCCCGACAGUGGUGUCUUUCUCGUUUGAUGUUGGGAACGGCCCAGUGGAGCUAAACGUCCACUCUCCUACUCCGCUGAACGAUGACCAGUGGCACAGGGUCAGCGCUGAGAGGAACGUUAAAGAGGCCAUUCUGCAGCUGGACCAGCAGUACAGAGAGGUCCGACCUGCACCAGAGCAGGGACACACACGCCUGGAGCUGUACAGCCAGCUGUAUGUGGGGAAGCCGGCGUCUUGGGCCUGUCAGGACAGUGCAGCCGGAGGACAGCGAGGUUUUCUCGGAUGUAUCCGCUCUCUCAAGAUGAACGGCGUGACCCUUGACCUUGAAGAGAGAGCCAAAGUCACUCCGGGAGUUAAACCGGGGUGUUCUGGUCACUGCACCAGUUUCGGAAUGUACUGCCGUAACGGAGGGAAGUGCGUGGAGAAAUACAACGGCUACUCGUGCGACUGCAGCGGCACGGCUUACGACGGACCCUUCUGCACCAAAGAUGUUGGUGGUUUUUUUGAAGCUGGAACGCUGGUUAGGUACAACCUGGUGCCGGAUGUGGUGGCCGCAGCCUCCAGCAUGGACGGUAAAGAUGUGGUCCAGUCGCUGCCUACAGAAACCAACCUGACCCGAGAGGACGUGGCCUUCAGCUUCAGCACAUCCAGCGCGCCCAGCGUCCUCCUCUACAUCAGCUCCAAAACACAGGACUACAUGGCAGUGGUGCUGCGCCAAAACGGUACUCUGCAGUUGCGGUAUAACCUUGGUGGAUUGCGGGAGCCCUUCACUGUUGAUCUGGAUCAACGAAAUCUGGCCAACGGUCAGCCACACAGUGUCAACAUCACACGCAUAGAGAGAGACAUCUAUGUCCAGCUGGACCACUAUCCCUCAGUCAGCUACACUCUGCCUGAAGCCUCAGACAUUCAGUUCAACCUGGUCAAGACACUAUUCCUAGGAAAAGUCUUUGAGACAGGUCAGAUUGAUCCUGUGCUGAUUGAGAAAUACAACACUCCAGGGUUUGUAGGCUGUCUGUCCAGAGUGCAGUUUAACUCCAUCGCUCCACUGAAAGCUGCCCUCAGGACGCAGGCUCCAGCACCAGUCUCACACCAGGGCAAGCUCGUGGAGUCCAACUGCGGAGCAUCACCACUGACCAUUCCACCAAUGUCCGCUGCCACUGACCCCUGGCACCUGGAUGGAGGUGCUGAUUUCCCUUUCAAUGAGGAGCGAGUCAUACCAGAUGGGGUCAACAGGAACUCAGCAAUAAUUGGAGGCAUUAUUGCUGUGGUGAUCUUCACCAUCCUGUGCACCCUGGUGUUCCUGAUCCGCUACAUGUUCCGCCACAAAGGCACCUACCACACCAAUGAGGCCAAAGGUGGAGAGUCCUCCGAAUCGGCUGACACGGCCAUCAUCGGAACCGACCCCAACUUUACAGAGACCAUCGAUGAGAGCAAGAAAGAAUGGUUCAUCUAACCCCGCUGUGGUCAGAAUGUACGGACUCCUUCAGACUCGAUCAGAGCGAGCCGGAAAACUCGGCGGUGGUUUCGCGUUCAAAGCUGAGAAAUGAACCAGACUGUACAUACUGAAUAGCUCGUCAAUACUUUCUAUUGUGGUUGGGCGUUUGAAGAGUCCUUUACAUAUUUAAUCGCUAAAUCAUGUGUGAACAAAGCAUUUAUUCUUGAUUUUUUAACUUUCGUUAAAUUUGAGACCUUCAUAAUUGCCAGUUUGUUUUCAUUUUUACAUUUAUAUUUUUUUGUAUUUCAUGUCUGAUUAUAUUGCUUAUGUCAAUCCUACAAUCUUUCAAAGCAAUUCUUGCGCGCAGUGUUCCUGAAUGACUAAAUGCCACUCUAUAUGAAUCUUAUUUGCUUCACAGAAUAUACGAGACAGAGAUUUUAUUUUGCAAUGACGUUGGAUUGUAUCAGUAUUUCAGAGGGAAACUGAGGCAUGCACUGUAAGAGCAUCUUGAAAAACAAAAUUAAGUCCAACUUCAGUGCUGCUUUCCUUCUUCUGCACUCAUAAAAA